ACUGCUGUGGGCUAUAUAUCGAAUGGCCCUUGGCCUCAGAUCGAGUGCCCAGCCAGUAGGAGUAAAUCCACCCCGAUGGCCCCUGGCCUUACACGGGGAUCACCAGCCAAGGCUCACGCCCUGACUGCCCACAAUAAUAAAAGAGACUACCCAACGGGUACGUUCUAUAGCUACGGGGAUAACCGUUCGACGACCGUUACAGCUCACAUCGAAGGCUACAUGUUCCCACAUGCAUACUUUGAUCAUACCAACAA
Molecule: messenger RNA, 254 nt
Organism: Striga hermonthica
Lineage: Eukaryota; Viridiplantae; Streptophyta; Magnoliopsida; Lamiales; Orobanchaceae
Source: the annotation of a GenBank genome assembly